AUGUCAUCGAGAGCCGGUAGCCCGAGUGCCUUCUCCCCUAUCUCGUGUACUCUGAUACAAGGCGAAUCAGAAGCCGUCUUGGUCGAUACCCCAAUUUCCGUCUCCCAGACUGAAUCCCUGGUUUCGUGGAUCAAGGAAACGGCUGUUGGCAAAGAGUUGAAAUACAUCUACAUUACGCACGGACAUGGGGACCACUGGUUCGGAAUCUCGGUUCUCCAAAAGCACUGGCCGAAUUUACGCGCGAUUGCUACUCCUGCCACUGUUGCCAGCAUGAAGGAGCAGCUUUCCCGGGAGAAAUUUGAGGGAAUCUGGCUGAAACUUUUCCCGGGCGACCAAAUCCCUCAGCCUUUGGUUUUAGCGACGGCGAUGGACUCGGAUACAUUUAAUAUUGAGGGUCAUACCUUCCGGGCUAUUGAAGUUGGCCAUUCCGACACGCAUGAUACAACCAUUCUUCAUGUUCUGAGUAUUGAUCUGGUUGUAGCAGGGGACGUUGUGUACGGGGACGUCCAUCAAUAUUUCGGCGAAGCCAACACCACCGAGAAGAGAAAUGAAUGGCUGCGUGCGAUCGACCUUAUCGAAAGCCUGAAGCCCCAAACUGUGAUCGCAGGGCACAAGCGGGCCGGCACUGUGGACGGUGUAUUCAACUUGAGAGCGACGAGACAAUAUAUCGUCGACUUUGAAAACGCAGUCAAGUCUACAUCAAACUGGCAAGAUUUGUGGGAAAGAAUGAAAGAAUUGUACCCUGGACGCAUAAACCCACAUGCUAUCCUUGCAGGGGCAGUGGCUGCCUUUCCAAACGAGGGGAAGCAAUAA
Molecule: messenger RNA, 813 nt
Organism: Penicillium samsonianum
Lineage: Eukaryota; Fungi; Ascomycota; Eurotiomycetes; Eurotiales; Aspergillaceae
Product: MBL fold metallo-hydrolase
Exons: 2
Coding region: 1-813 (270 amino acids)
Source: RefSeq, a predicted model, not a curated record